Messenger RNA from Fusarium coffeatum, 2421 nucleotides. RefSeq lists its product as uncharacterized. The record is from RefSeq and is a predicted model, not a curated record. The coding region runs from base 1 to 2421 and encodes 806 amino acids. Lineage: Eukaryota; Fungi; Ascomycota; Sordariomycetes; Hypocreales; Nectriaceae. Gene Ontology annotation, biological process: transmembrane transport. Gene Ontology annotation, cellular component: membrane. Gene Ontology annotation, molecular function: ATP binding; ABC-type transporter activity; ATP hydrolysis activity. The transcript has a single exon.
AUGCCUUCAAUCCUCCAGGCCUCAAACGCCCUCCACUAUGGAGCUGGCCUCGCCGCUACCAUCUUCUACGGCUCCUAUACUAUCGCCAAUCUUGGACGCGAAAAGCCUAGCAAAUCUUCUUCAGCUCGUCUCUACGAUCGCUUAGCAGGGGGACUGAUUAUUCUCGGCUAUGCUGGAGAGGGUAUUGUCACAAUUCUUCAAAGAACUGGCUUAAGCAAAGAAGCACCGACGAUCCAUCUGGUUCUCCUGAUCACUGUGUGGUCGCUCAUUUGGAUGCAAAGAAAUGCCCUUCAACGUCUAAUUCUCGGAACAUCCCUCAUCACACUCGCAUUUGAGAUUCCAUUACUGGUGUUCACUGCCCUUGGCAACCUGGAUACUACACUCUCCGAGGCACGACUGGCCUCCCAAUCAUUCAGAAUUAUUCCUCUCUUAUUCCUCACCAUCUACUAUCUCACUCAUCGCGGAGAUGACCUCAACGAACUUUUUGACGAUGAUGAAGAAUCAGAGCCUUUUCUCACCGCCAGUGGCAACAGCGAUUGCCCAAGCUACGGAACUCACCCCAACAGAGACUCUGAAUACGACAGCGAUCAAUUCUCUGUAGGCAGCGAAGAGGAUGAUGACGUUAUCGACAUCAAACGCGAGCGCGCAAAGCGACUCAAGGAAAAGGGCGGCUGGUGGGGAUACAUCUCUGACUUUUCCCUUUUCCUCCCCUUCUUGAUUCCCAAAAAGGAUCGCAAGGUCCAACUUUGCAUCGUCAUCUGCCUUCUCUGCAUCAUCGCUACUCGAGCCUUCAACGUUCUGAUCCCCCGUCAACUCGGUGUCGUGGCAGAUCGACUACUCGCCAAGCAAAACCCCUUCAAGGCUCUCUUCGUCUGGCUCAUCUUGAGCAUUCUAGGUCAUGAUUGUGUGAUCGGAUUGGUCGAAGGUCUUUGCAAGAUCCCCAUCAAGCAGUUCUCCUACCGCAGUCUCGCCAAUGCCGCCUUCAACCACGUCUUGUCUCUACCUAUGGAGUUCCAUUCCGAGCGCGACUCCGCCGAGGUCAUGAAGGCCAUCGAACAAGGCGAAGCCCUGACAAAUGUCCUUGACACACUUGUCAUUGAACUCCUUCCCACUUUUGUCGACUUGAUGAUCGCUUUCAUCUUCCUGUACUGGAAGUUCAACAGCUAUGUCGCUCUCGCCAUGGCUUUCGCCGCUACUAUGUUCAUCACGUUGGAAGUCUACGCUACCAGCUGGAACUUGGAUAACCGACGAGAGUCUUCCAAGUCCAAGCGAGAGGAAACUCGUGUCAUGCACCAGGCUGUUCAGGGCUGGCAGACCGUUACUUACUUCAACAUGUUCAACUUCGAGAAGCAUCGGUUUGGAGGUGCUGUUGAUAAGUCACUGUCUGCUGCCAGAAAUUGGGAGAAACGAGAUGCUUGCAUCCAGGCCUUGCUUGAUGGUAUUGUGCCCUGCACAUUCUUCACCCUGGCCACUCUUGUUAUCUGGGACAUCUACUCAGGAGGAUCCACCCCUGGUGACUUUGUCUUCUUCAUUCAGUACUGGGAGUACUUGAUCUGGCCCCUCAAGUUCCUGUCUCACCAAUACCGUUAUCUCAUGUCUGAUCUGGUCGAUGCCGAGCGUCUUCUCUUCCUUCUCCAAACAAAACCUAGCAUCACUGAUAAGGAGGGUGCUUUGGAACUCGAGAAGGUUCAGGGCCGUGUUGAGUUCAAGAAUGUCAACUUCUCCUACGAUCCGCGUAAAAGCACCGUUCAGAACCUUUCGCUCGCAGUCGAGCAGGGACAGACCGUCGCCUUGGUUGGCGAGACUGGUGCUGGCAAGUCAUCUAUCAUGAAGCUCCUCCUCCGAUUCUACGAUAUCAACACUGGUUCCAUUACUAUCGACGACCACGACAUUCGCGACAUCACCCUCAGCUCCUUGAGAACCGUCCUUGGUGUUGUACCUCAAGACCCUCUCCUCUUCAACGCCUCAGUCAUGGAGAACAUGCGUUACGCCCGACCUACCGCCACCGACGAGGAGAUUUACGAUGCUUGCCGCAAGGCCGCCAUCCACGACAAGAUCCUCAGCAUGGUCGACGGAUACAACACCGAAGUCGGUGAGCAAGGCGUCAAGCUAUCCGGUGGUGAGAUCCAGCGACUAGCAAUAGCUCGAGUCUUCUUGAAGAACCCUGCUAUUCUCAUCUUCGACGAGGCAACAAGUGCAGUUGACACAAACACCGAGUCCUUCAUUCAGGGCGCACUUGACGAGCUCAAGCGCGACAGAUCGACUUUCAUCAUUGCGCAUCGACUAUCCACUGUUGUCAAUGCGGAUAAGAUCCUUGUUAUUCAUGAUGGACAGGUCGUUGAGUCGGGUACUCAUGCCGAAUUGAUCUCAAUAGACGGAAGAUAUAGACAAUUGUGGAUCAAGCAGGUUGGAGGUAAAUAG